Molecule: messenger RNA, 4468 nt
Organism: Malus domestica (apple)
Lineage: Eukaryota; Viridiplantae; Streptophyta; Magnoliopsida; Rosales; Rosaceae
Source: RefSeq, a predicted model, not a curated record
ACUACUAAUAAGUGUAAUCCGGUGUUUGUUUCGCAUGGUUUAAGUUUAAUAAGAUUAGCCGGUAAUAGCUCCGACAAACCCCUUCGCUAAAAGUUCUUGGCGAGAACCCCAAUUCUCACGGGAUUGCUAAGCCCGUCUUCGGAAUUGCUCGCUCCUCAUUCUCGGUCGUCCUUCUCGCCGGUCCUCCUCGUCGCUGAUCCUUCUCACUCGUCCUACUCCCUCGUCCUGCUCUCCUCAUCUGUUAUCUUUCCCUCGGCCCGUGUUGUUCAUCUUUUCUCCCACUGGCAUUGAUCGAUCUACCUGGCUCCUCAUCGUCAUGCAGCCACCGGUGUUCGUUCUCAAUGGUUAUUCAACAGUGAGGGCCGAUUAUAGCAAGCGGCCCUUUCUAGUCGUGAGCAGUUUAGCUUUGUUUACUGCAAGUAUUGUGUUAUUCAUCCUGGUCUGCUAUAGGGCUUACUCGCCUUUUCCGGCACCAUUGGAGGUAAGUGUCGAGUUGAUUACCAUUUCCCGACUCAGCGCGGCCGGGCCCGAGUGUACUGUUGAAUGGAAGCUGAAGCUCGUAGUCACAAACCCCAACAACAAGGACGGCUUCUACCUCUACUUUGAUGAUCGUCUGCAGGCCACGCUCUUCUUGCACGAUCGCUGGCUUGGCGGCAGCUUUAUGGUGACUACCAAGUCAUUGCCUCCUCCCUUGCUUUUAACCAGCGAGACCAACCAGACGGCCACCUUGAAUUUCAAAAUGCAAACUGAUCGUGCCUACUUAGGUGAAGAGCUCAUCGAGGAAAUCUCCAGAGGGAUAAUCCAAGUCCACCUGAAUGUGAUGACUCGGUAUCGGCUCAUUCCCACCACUUCGAAGCCUGAGGAAUUCCGUCUGUUGCGGCUCUACUGCCCCGGCAUGGGGCUGUGUGAGUUCGAUUCUACCCGUAGCAGGGAAAUCGUUUGACUCUUUAUUAUGUGUUGGUAAAUGUAUUGCUUGCAGUUGACAGACUCGUGUUAUUUAAAAUUUCAAAUUAAUCCAGUGAUGUCUUUUCUUAUCGGAUUUGAUUGCGCAUUACCUACAUUGCUGUUGGGAAAUGGAGGGUUUGGGCUCAUUAAACCGAUUACCUAAUUUAAUGUUUUUAUCUUAUUAAACCGAUUACGUAAUUUAGUGAUUUUAUCUGUUAUAUGGUAGUGAAUCAUGUAACAUUCUUCUUCAUCUUAAUGAUAUACUUGAAGGGAAGCCUGCAAGGUGCAGGGCGAUUUCCUAGUCAUAAUUCCCUCUGCACCUUGUUGUAUUAUGUUGUCAGAGCUGGUGAAGGUAAAAGGAAUUGGAUGUCUGUUUAUCACGGUAUGCUUAUUACAUUUCGUUCUUAUUGUGAAUUCUCCAGAUAUGGUUGAUAUCGCUUUUAGCUUUCGUGGGUAAAGCAAAAAUUCUAGCAACAUCAAACCGAACCAAACAAAAAUGAUGUAUAUAAGCAAAUUGACUGAUUUUAGAUGUUUGAAGAAAAUGCCAGUCCUUUGAAUUAUAGUUGUGGAUGAUAUAGUGCCUUUUGUGUAUGUAUGAUGCGGACAAAACAUGUGUUCUCUCAUCCCCCAACUCCUGAUUAUUUACUCUUUAGGAAUAAUUAGUAGACAGCCCCACAUUUCAUGAAGUUGGCCAUUCUCGGCAGCACAUUUCCUGUCUUUCCAUGCUCGGGUAAUUUGAUCAGUCGGCUAGUUGCCUUUUGAACUCUUGCACUUCAUCUUGUUAUGCUUCUCAAGAUUCCUUGCCAUGCUCUUCAUUAAUCAUCUGACACCCUGAUUGUUGUUGUAGUGGAAGAUUUGAUAUCCUGUAUUCAUAGUAUCCGUUAUACAAUAGCGUUGCUUGUGCUACCUUUUGCUUUGGAUCUAUCUGACUACUUUGGUGCGACGGUUAUUGAAGUUCUGACUUGAUUUGUUUGAGGGCAAGCAGGGUGUGAAAGGGUUUCUGGAUGUGGUUGAGUUCAGGCUUAUGCAUGUCCUUUGGGAUGCAACUUUGGCCUAUAAAGCUGAAGCUUUACAGUUGGCAGAGGCAGCGUAGACAUCUGCAUUCUCAAUUUGACAUGCUUACUCGUCAGGCUUCUGUUGUACUCGUCAGCCAGUGUUGCUUUCACUUAGCAGAUCUUAAAAAAUCACAUCAUCAGCGUGUCUCUGAGUUUCAACGAAUUCGUUCAAUUUUUGGGACAAGUGAAAGACAAUGGGUGGAAGCUCAAGUUGAGAAUGCUCAGCAGCAAGCAAUUCUAAUGGCACCUAAAUCUCAAGUAUCAUCAGAUGAAGCGCACAUCCAUCUUGAUCUCCAUUCCCUCAGGAGAAAGCAUGCAGAACUUGUUGGAGAAUUAUCAAAUUCUUAUCACAAGGAAGAAAAAUUAUUAUCUGAGGUUUGUAUGUGUUCUUGGUUUUCAAGUUUCCUACAUUUACUGUUAUAUCCAAAUUUCCAAAAUCUUCUGCAGAAAAAAAGUUGGAUUCUAGUUGUAGUCAUUGAGAGGACCCGGAUGACGAAAGGAUCAUGGACAUGCUACCUACUAAUCACGUUGCUUGUAUACUUUCUUUAUUCCCUGGAGGUUAUCCCACCAUCAUCACAUGUGCACUCUAAUUCAAGGUUUGCAGCAGAUGCUAUUUGCAUCUUCGACAACUGCGCAAGCUAUACUAACUGACACCACGGCAAUUAAUGAAAGAGCUUGAUGAAGUGGAGAAGAUUAAUGCAAAACUCUCUACUGCAGUUGAAGAGGUGACGCUGGAGCAUCGUUAGAAAAAAUGAGGUAACUGUUCGGAUGAUAAAGAAGAUGUUCAUGGAGAUAAUGCCGAAUGAAAGCGGUGCCAAAAACCGAGGGGCUUGCACCUGCAAUUUCACUUUCGGACAGCGCAUUGAAGCACUUCAAUAAAAUGAGGUCUGAAGGCUUUCUAUUCUCCAAAGUAUUUGUUAGAAAUUACAUUUACAUAAAUUUUGUGAAUAUUUUUUGUCUAUCUAACAGAGUUUUGUGGUAGCAGUUUGUGUUGGGAAAGGAAAGAUUUUUAAAUUUCAUUUUUACUUGUGUACGUGUGUUAAAUUUUUCCCUUCUUCGUUAUAGAAUUGAAUCAAAUUGUGAGGUGCAUGAAUGAGCUGGAGAGGAAGGUGCAUAAGUCACUCUAUUAUAGGUAUAAUACUCGUUAUUGAUUGUUUUCCCUUCUUCGUUAAUUGGAAUCAAAUUGUGGUUUAUGAUAUUCUAUCAAUGAAAAAGUGAAUCACACCCCCAAGCAUCUGUCAGUUCUAGAGAUCUCAGUACGUAUCUAAAAUUUGCAUAAGACACUGGUGGAAAAAUGUCUUUAACGAUUUACUUUCAUAUGCAUAGGCUUGACUUCUGAAAAUUUAUCCUGCAAAGCUAUGGUUCUUAAGCCUACAAUGUCUGAAAAUGUAUCCUGCAAAGCUAUGGUUUAUAAGUCUACAACAUCGAUAAGGAUAAUGCAUAUAUAUCACAAAAAAAAAGAUUAGAUCAAACUUAAUUAUCUUUCAAUGAAUUACGAGAUAUAUCUAAUUCAAUCAGCAAUUUGAGUUGACUAAUACUUUCUUGAAGAGUUCUGUUAAACUGGGAUGAGACCUGAUAUUGAACUUCCAGAAAGAUAAAGGUGGUUUAAAUUUCUCAACUUUCUAACAUGAUCAUCUGUAAAAUGGCCUGAAAGAUUAUUAAACCCCAACGACAAUGACUCUAUUCUCUCCAAACUACAAACAAACAAACUCUCAAAGAUAUCGGAUGUAUCUCCAUUUAAAUUGUUGUUUGAUAGAUCAAGAUCCUUCAACUUCACCUCACUAAUCCCAGAUUUCAGCAGGAUUUCCACCUCUUUGAUUGGGAUUUCUACAACAGUAAUACUUAGCUGGGUGGUAAGAUAAAUCCUUCCAUUUGAAGCAUCCUAACUAUUGGACUUGAAUUACAACAAUUUUCAAGGAUUGCAGGUUCUCCAAAAACCCAUUUAGGUGGGGAUUUGAUUCCAUAUUGUUUACACAUCUAUCUUGAUGCUGUCUUGCAAAAUCCGGUAGUUAAUUCCAAGUUUAUUAAUUGAUGUGCUAUUAGAUACUUUUUUUCGUAAAAUUAGAUAGUUUUUUGUGAAAAAAAUUAUUUACAAUUUAGUAAUUUGAUUGCUCCUUUAGCUGUACGAACUCAGUAAAAGUUUCAGGUUGUGGACUCUGAACUGUUGAAUCUCUACUGUUUCUUCUGUUUGUCCAAUUGUUGUCAUUAUUCCAAUUGGGUAAUUUUGGGUUUUUCACUAUGUUUAUUUGUUUACUGAUAAAGUUGAGGAAAACAGAGCCACAUCAAGCUUCGUAGACAGGAUGCACGAGUUUCCUGAGAUGAUAUGUUUAUUCCUUCAUUUGGGCAAACACAAACACCCAAAAACGUAGAUUUGUCUUCCACUUCUUCCAAAUGUAAUUUUUCAUAUUUUUUUGUUUGUUUUGAUUUGUUCAAUUUGUUGAAUUUUUGAAAUCACUUAAUGAAAUAAA